AUGAGGCUGGUGAAGGACCGCGGGCGUAUGGAGCAGUUGGCGGCGGGCGGAGGACAGGCGGCGUCCAGGCUGCGGGACGUGGAGAUGGAGGAGAUGAUGGAGGAGCUGCAGGACAAAGUGCGGAGUCUGCAGUCGGAGAACGAGGGGCUGAAACAGCGCCUCCUUGUGGCCAAGCAGCAGAUCAUCAGCUCUCAGAGCGGGAGGCCCAUGCCGUACGGCCGCGUCCAGUCACGAGUCAACUCGGGGUUAAAGAAGCUGCGAGACGGCGCGUCCUCCCCGUCUCACACACGGCCAAAAAGUACCCGUAGUUUGGAGGGCGGUGGGAGACCUCCGACCGGCCUCUUACCGCGGUUUGGACACAGCCUGCUGGAGGAGGCACGGGCCGAGAUCCGCAACCUGGAAAACGUGAUCGAGCUCCAGCGGAGCCACAUGGAGGAGGUGGAGGGAGCGUCGGAGCUGCUGAGGGAGGAGCUGAGGAGGAAGGAGGCGGAAUAUGAGGAGAGACUCCUGCAGGUCCGACAGCAGCAGACGUCCAGCCUGAG
Molecule: messenger RNA, 542 nt
Organism: Plectropomus leopardus (leopard coralgrouper)
Lineage: Eukaryota; Metazoa; Chordata; Actinopteri; Perciformes; Serranidae
Source: RefSeq, a predicted model, not a curated record